Messenger RNA from Coprinopsis cinerea okayama7#130, 1842 nucleotides. RefSeq names its product homeodomain type 1 mating protein a1-1. Bases 1 to 1842 code for a protein of 613 amino acids. The transcript is spliced from 3 exons. The record is from RefSeq and is a predicted model, not a curated record. NCBI's taxonomy places the organism in Eukaryota, Fungi, Basidiomycota, Agaricomycetes, Agaricales, Psathyrellaceae. Gene Ontology annotation, molecular function: DNA binding. Gene Ontology annotation, biological process: regulation of DNA-templated transcription.
AUGGUCUCCGCCGGCAACACCCCCUCCUCAGAUGAGGACAUUCGCCAGCAGCUAUCCAAGUUCGAAACAGAUUUUUUUGAAUCCGUCAACAACGAAUCCGAUAAUGGCCUAGAAUCGUUCGCCACUGCUUGGGCCUCUUUCAGCGAAACAAUAUAUUCAAUCUCCAGUAAACUCACACAAGACACGCUCGAUCUCGUAUACAGCUUUGCGACCGUAGUGGAAUCAUUGUCAUCGGGUGUCGUUGACGCUCUCUCACACCCAGCUACAACCGAGCUCAAUCAGGUCUUGGAAGAAAGCCUGGUUGCAGUUUCAACUGAGGAUGAGAAGUCGGAUGCUUCUCCUGCUUACAUCGCGCCCGCCGUCCAAUGGCUCUACCAAAACCUCCACAAUCCUUAUCCCUCCCCCCAAGUUCGAGAAUCAAUCGCGACUAAGAGUAAAUCACCACGAAAGGAUGUCGAUAAUUGGUUCGUCGAUGCUCGUCGCCGGAUUGGCUGGAAUGAUGUUCGCAAGCGUUUCUUCGACAACAAGCGCGCCAAGAUUGUCGAAGCUGCCCAGCAAUUCUUCGACGACAAUGAUGCAGGACUCUCAGCCGAGCUUCAGUUCGCGUUCGCCCAGGUUACCUCUAAUGCUCGAACUCUGUACCAGAAGGUCUCAGAGAGCAGCUUGGCAGUAACGUUGGACAGUGCUGUGAAAGACAUGACGCCAGAGCUCAAGCGUCAGCUUCAAUCCGAGAAACGCAAAAAGCUUCAAGGAGAACAAGCGGCGGCGGCUUAUCCCUCCCCGGAACGGUCGCCUCUAUCAUUACAGACUCACCUAUCACCCUCUGUCUCUGCACCUUCCCUGCCCGAACGGACUUCGCCUACUGGCAAGCGAAGACUCUCCCCUACUAUUGAUUCCGAUGACGAGCGCGCUGAGCGCUCCAAGAAGCGUCCAAGGCUUGAUGCUCCCGCUACAACGCCACCGCCUUCAAAACGGGUGUCGAACUCUCUUCCAUCUCCGGCUCUCUCAGAGUGUGCCGCUCUUAAUGAAGGUCUGGCUACCGUUGAAGAUACCCCCUCCACAUCCGCUCCCGUUGAAGUGUCGAAGAAGCGGAAGCGCAGGCUAUCAGAGAGUGACGGAACCCCGUGCCGCAAGAGGCCGCAAAACGCAGACAACCGACCCCGCCCAGUGGCUGUUUCUGAUCCCUUGCCCCUCCCCACUUCUGAUCCCGAGCUCAACGCAUGGUUGGCGUCAUUCAUGGAUUCGCCUUCCGCGUCUUUCUCAUCUGUUAUCCCUCCGCCUGUCUCCAUCGUUGAGACUCAGGAAGUGACCGCUCCCCUGGAGAUUGAAAUCUCCAAUUUGCCUUUCGAGCCUCUAUCUGACCCAUCGUCCUCUUUUACAUUCCCCUCGAUCGACCUUUCCAACAUAGGCGGUGUGAAUCUUGAUGCUGGCCCAUCGGAAUGGUUCUCGGAUCCUGCCUUGAACUCCAUGCAACCUUCAACCUCUACCCUGAAACAAACUUUCCCGGAUUUCGACUUCGACUUCGAUUCUCAUCUCAUCACCCCUACAUGUCAGCCUGCACUUGCUGAAGUGCAAGGUAAUCCUAUUGACCACAGUACCUUUUUGUCAACCAACACCACCCAGAGCUUCUGGGGCACUGAAAACGCGUAUCCUCCUCCGGUCACCUUUGAUUUCCCUACUUCCCAACCAUGCCCCAGUCCGACGGCUUUGCGAGCGGCACCCCAAGCACAGCCCGUUGUUCCAUCCUUGUCACCAUCAGAAAAGGAAGCAAAGCGGCGAGAGUUGGCUGAAGUGCAUGCCAAAUACGUUGCGCUCUGCGCUGAAUUGGCGGCGUCGGCAUGA